This is a messenger RNA of Arvicola amphibius (Eurasian water vole), 2407 nucleotides long. It is a transcript of the gene Ap5s1, whose product is annotated as adaptor related protein complex 5 subunit sigma 1. The transcript is spliced from 4 exons. Gene Ontology annotation, biological process: endosomal transport; double-strand break repair via homologous recombination. Gene Ontology annotation, cellular component: lysosome; AP-type membrane coat adaptor complex; cytosol. NCBI's taxonomy places the organism in Eukaryota, Metazoa, Chordata, Mammalia, Rodentia, Cricetidae. The record is from RefSeq and is a predicted model, not a curated record. The coding region runs from base 337 to 879 and encodes 180 amino acids.
GAGGGAGUACGGUGACCGGGGUUGAUGACGUCUGCUGCUGGCGGCAGAAAGAUGACCAGAAGUCAAGGCCUAUAAACCUUACUUCCCUUCCUGAAGCGGGUUUGCCAACCUACCUGUUGGAUAACUUUCAAUUCUUGAUCUGUUUAGCCUUGACCGGGACUAACUACUGUGUCCCACCUCAGCCUUGCGACCCCGGGGUCGCCACUGUCACGUUGUCCAGAGCAGUCAGGGACUCCCCAUAUAUCUGUGGCUGACUUGAAUUCCUGAUCCUCUUGUCUCCACCUCCCGAGUGGGAUUUCAGGUCUCUGGCUUCUCUGCAGCACCCACCCUGUAGCCAUGGUCCACGCCUUCCUCAUCCACACCUUGAGGGCCCCGAAUUCGGAAGAUACAGGCCUUUGCCGAGUGCUCUACUCCUGUGUCUUUGGUGCUGAGAAGUCACCCGAUGAUCCACGGCCACGUGGUGCAGAAAGGGACAGGCUCUUGCGCAAGGAACAGAUUUUGGCCGUGGCCAGGCAGGUGGAGUCACUGUGCCGGCUGCAGCAGCAAGCAUCUGGAUGUCCCUCCACAGACCUGCAGCCUCAGUUCUCAGAUGAGCCUGUGUCUCUGCAUGAGGCCCCCCAUGGAGCCUUCUAUCUGGGAGCCGGGGACCCUUUCCAGGAGCCGCAGACUGUGGUGUGGCUGGGUGUGCUCUCACUAGGCUUUGCCCUGGUGCUGGAUACCCAUGAGAACUUGGUGCUGGCUGAGAGUACACUCCGGCUGUUGGUCCGCCUCCUUCUUGACCACCUGCGGCUGCUGACACCAGAAAUGUUUUCCCAGCUUGGGUCGUUAAGUAGCUAUUGUGUUCCAUUGUUCCAUUCAGAGAGUCCAGCUGCACAGUAGGUGAGUCUCCUGUUGUUAAUCUUCCCUUACCCUAAUUGUGGCAGAUAGCAGAAAACUCCAGAAAAGAAAAGUUACUUUUGGAAGAUGGAUCAUUUGCGUACAAUGAGGAAGGAACCACAGAACAGUUCUGCAAGGAAGCAGUUUAGUUUAACUAAGGGGGGAACCUGCAGGCUGCAAAAUAAGGCUUAACUGUAUCCCAGGUCUCUGCCAUCUUGGCAGUCCAGAUCAUCCAUCCAAGGUGGUUAGCUCUCAUUGUAUUCAAAUGAAGCUUCCUCAGCUCCCUCCUCUCUUUGCAGUGGGGUGCCAGUAUCCACUACCACCCCAGCAUCUCAAGAUCUCAUGGAGCAGCCAGGCGGUGGUGGCGCACGCCUUUAAUCCCAGCACUCGGGAGGCAGAGGCAGGCGGAUCUCUGUGAGUUUGAGUUCAGCCUGGUCUACAAGAGCUAGUUCCAGGACAGGCUUCAAAACUACAGAGGAACUGUGUCUUGAAAAAAAAAAAAAAAGGAAGAAAGGAAAAGAAAAGAAAAAUAGGCUCUCUUGGAACAUCUGAGUCUACAAAACAUGGUUUCUCUACAUUUCUGACUCUAGUUCUGUCACGUUCCACUUGGCUCUCAGAACAUGUUACUCUUCUUUCUUUUCUCUCAAAGCAUGUAACACGUGCUGUUUCCACUGAUGCUCACUCGCAAAAACAAGCAUGUGCAUUUUGGUUAUAGCUGACUACUAAUGAACAUUUAGGAAGACAGAGUUAUACAGAACAACAGAACAAAAAAAAAUCUCAUAAUUGGUGAUUAUAGAAUCCUUGUAUUUUUCAGUACCUGAGGCUGGGUACAUUUAUAAAGAAAAGAGGUUCAUUUAAUCCAGUUUUGAAGUUAAAGUAUGGCACUGGCCUCAGCUUGGCUCUGGUGACAACCUCAUGGUGGGUGGCAAUUCAGUGAUGGGGACAUGGACGGGAGAGAAGAGAGGUGGGCGUACAGUAAGCUGAGGAGCAGACAGGAGCCAGUCAUGACCUCACAGAAAGCUCUACUGUAGAUGACAGCGAGGGGUGCUUAUAUCCAUACUCUAAAUUCUAAGAGCUUAUCUGAAUGUCUUGGGUGGAAAGUUCACAUAUCCAUCUAUUGGUUUGUUGUGAGCUAACUUGAAGUCUUGAUGUCUCAGGAUGAUUGCAAGACUUUGUAACCUUGGUAUAAGUGAACACUCCCUGUAUUCCACACACAGGGAGAAGGAAAAGCAGAACUUAGAUCCAAGCCUAACCACUUGAGUGAGACCAGACUGGACUUUGGAGUGAUCGAUUGUUUUUGUUUCCCUUCCCAUAUACUCAGCCUGCUAAAGAUGAGGGAAGACAGACUUGGAGAAUGAUAUUCCUCUGUCUUCUCAGACUGAGCCUCUCAGAAUAGAGUGCAGUUUAAUGAUUCACUCCUUUCUUUUUUAAGUUUUUAUUUUAUGUGUAUAAUUUGUGUGUGUGUGUGUGUGUGUGUGUGUGUACCAUGUAUAUGUGUGCAAUUCCCCAGAGGUCAGAAGAGGGCAUCUGA